Molecule: messenger RNA, 1172 nt
Organism: Temnothorax curvispinosus
Lineage: Eukaryota; Metazoa; Arthropoda; Insecta; Hymenoptera; Formicidae
Product: beta carbonic anhydrase 1-like
Exons: 5
Coding region: 61-828 (255 amino acids)
Molecular function (GO): zinc ion binding; carbonate dehydratase activity
Source: RefSeq, a predicted model, not a curated record
CUCACGUUCGGAAAACGAGUUUCUUGCGAUUUAUUCCACAGUUAUCGCUCGAUUGUCGCGAUGGACAGAAUACUCAAGGGGAUCAUGAAGUACAGGAAGUGCCAUCGGGAAGGAAUGGUGAAGCAAUUUCAACAAGUCAAAGACCAUCCCGAGCCAAAGGCAGUGUUCUUUACCUGCAUGGACUCCCGGAUGAUCCCAACUAGAUUUACGGAAACGAACGUUGGAGACAUGUUUGUCGUCCGAAACCCCGGUAAUGUCGUGCCGCACUCGCAGCACUUCGUGGACGAAUUUACCAUGUGCGAAUCGGCGGCGUUGGAGCUGGGAUGCGUGGUGAACGACAUAAGGCACGUUAUAGUUUGCGGCCACAGCGAUUGCAAGGCGAUGAAUCUGCUCUACGCUCUACGGGACGAGGAGUUCGCGUCGCAAACCAACAGGAGAAUGUCGCCGCUGAGAGCGUGGCUGUGCGCGCACGCCAGCAGCAGCCUGGCGAAGUUUCAGCAUCUCGAGGUAGCCGGUUUCCGCGAGCCGAUCCUCUUCCAGGCCGAGACGCCGCUGCGAAAAUUCGUCGCUUACAUCGAUCCGGAGGACAAGUUUGCCAUCGAGGACAAACUGUCGCAAAUCAACACGUUGCAGCAGCUCCAGAACAUCGCGUCGUACGGGUUCCUGAAGAAACGCCUGGAGAGGCACGAUCUGCACAUCCACGCGCUGUGGUUCGACAUUUACACCGGCGACAUUUAUUACUUUAGCCGAGCCAACAAGAGAUUCGUGGAGAUAAAUGAAACGACGGAGCCGCUCUUGCUUAAGGAAAUUAAGAAAUACUACUCGUAAAAAUCUUUUUUUUCCAGAUAAUUCGGACAUUAUUUAUAAUCCAACGCUAAAAUUAUAUUACCAGAGCUAUGCGAGUUAAAUCGCGUAAAGUAAUCGUAUAUUUUUAUAUAUUAAACUUCCAGGGGCUUAUUAUACACUUUAUAUACUCUUGAGAAGACUCGCUAAUGAUAAUAAUCUGAAUCUUUAUCGCUUAUUAUUAUUUCAAAGUGCACAAUACGUUGCGCUUUGUUGGGAUCAUCGAACUUCAGAUGCAGUUCGAGUUUAGCACAAAAUACAUUCUUCACCAAACUCAUUGUAUAAUUAUAUGUCUAUUUUUUAUAUAUAUAUACAUAUAAUAUAUAUCU